ACGUGAUUAAAUUAUUCACAUUGUUAGCAAUUCAUGCAUUUUUUUGGAUCGAAUGACAGUACACCUUUGACAGAUGGCGUUUGUGGAUUGUUCAAAUUGUGUUUUAAUCAUUCCCGGUUUGUUUGCGUAUUUUGAGAAACAAAUAAAAUGUCAGAAUCACUGCAUGAUAUGGCCUAUCGCGGCAAAACCGUCGAUGUUAAACGUUGUUUAAGCGAAAACGAAAAAUUAAAGUUAGCGAAAGACACCAAUGGUCGGAUGCUGAUACAUUGGGCAGCGCUUGGGGGCCACGAUGAAUUGGUCAGAUAUUUAUUAUCUCUUGCGGUACCGGUAGAUCCAACCGAUGACAUGGAUAUGACACCGUUAAUUUUAGCAGCUUCGGCGGGUCGUGAAAAAGUAGUCAAGACAUUGUUAACCGAAGGAGCAAAUGUUAAUGCUAAAACACAGGAUGGCCAUUCCGCUUUACAAUACGCAGCAUCAAAGAACUGGAAGUCUAUUUGCGUUGCAUUAUUAGAAAAAGAUGCAGAUGUUAAUAUCACGGAUAAACGCGGUGCUACGCCGUUGCAUAGGGCAGCAUCAAAAGGGAACAUUGCCAUUGUGAAACUUCUGAUCGAAUGCGGAAAAAAUUUAAAGAUAGAUAGCAAAGACGCCGAUGGCAAUACCCCAUUGCAUUUAGCAUGCGAAGAAAAUCGCGUCGACGAAGCUAAGCUUUUGGUAAAAAAUGGCGCCAAUUUAUUAUUGAAGAAUAAAGAAGAAAAAACUCCUCUGGAUCUUGCAAGUGUAUCAUUGGUACGGCACUUAAAGGAAUUGGAAGAAGACUGAUUGUAAACAGUGGGGAUUAAUUUAUUAAUAUCAUUGGUUCAGUGUUAUUCAAUCUUUCUUGUGUUUUUUCAACUUUACUUUCGUCAAAAAUUAAAUAAACAUUUUUUGACAUACAUGCUUAAAUAAAUAUUCGAACGUAUACAACAACCGAACAUUAUCGAUUUUUAAAUUGUAUUCUUUAUUACUUCAUCUUCAAUAGUUUGUUAUAAUAUUUAUACCAGUGGAUUUACAUGAUAUUAUCAAAAUAAUAUACAUGGUGUUAUCAAAAUAACAAGUAACCACAUUUUAUUACUAAUAAACGUUUUACCAUACUAAAUGAUUUGUUAACAUUUUUUAAAUAAUACUAUUAAUAAUAAAAGUAUCAAAAUCAACGUACAAAUAGCCAAAAUGUCGAUUGAAAAUCACUGACCAAAUAAUAAUUUUUCUACCCUUAAUUUCCAGUUUUUAUUAUGCCAUUCUUUUAACAUAUUCAAGUGUCGUAAAUGCUCGAUUGACGUAUGUAUAUAUAUAUAUAUAUAUAUUUUUUUUUUUAAUAUAUAUAUUUAUAUAAAAAGUAUCAAAACAAUUUAUUGUUUUGUUGGUCAAAACUUAUUCAUCUACUUGCUGAACUCCUCUGUUUAUCCUUCCAGUUCAUUUAUUCUUUUUACACCUACUGGUUCCAAUCCCGUUGGAAUUUAUAUUCCUAAAAAGUGGCGAUUGCUUCAAAAAUUAUUUCCUUAAAUAAAACGUACUAAAAUCGAAAGUCAGUAUUUCCUACGUUUGCGAGUUUUACAGCCAUUUACGGCUGAUGUACGAAAAAAUAUUUACCUCUCGAUGGACAUGAUUCAAUACAAUAUUUCAUUUUUAUUUAUGAAAUUAUAAUUUAUUUCUUAUUAAGUAAAUCCGUCGAAAAUGUAUAUAAAGUUUAUUAAAUUUAUUCAAAAGUUUUUCAGAUUUAAUUAUAAUCGUUACGUGGAGAAAAUCGUCCACGACGCGUUAAGUGGCAGUUCAAUUGCAAAUUUGAAAAGCCCGCCUAAAAAGUCACUAGAAAGCUUUUAAUAUAAAAAAAGAACAGGCCGGUUUUGUCCAUAUACAAUUACUUAGUCGUAUCAAAAAAAUAUGAUAACCCUGAUAAUAUAUACAGACUACGCUAUAAAAGACACGGUAUCUAGGAAAUAAUAUUUCCGUAUCAAACAUAACAAGUCUGUUUUCACGUGAUUAGUGAUUUCAAAUUAUUCCUAGUCUUUUAUCAACGUUGAAGUUGGUUACAUUCAUACAACUAGGUAUUUUUGUCUUAACAAAUAUCUAGAUCUAUAGUUGAUUUGAUUAAAAAA
Messenger RNA from Megachile rotundata (alfalfa leafcutting bee), 2132 nucleotides. RefSeq lists its product as uncharacterized. The record is from RefSeq and is a predicted model, not a curated record. Gene Ontology annotation, cellular component: nucleus. Lineage: Eukaryota; Metazoa; Arthropoda; Insecta; Hymenoptera; Megachilidae. Gene Ontology annotation, molecular function: transcription cis-regulatory region binding; protein binding. Gene Ontology annotation, biological process: positive regulation of transcription by RNA polymerase II.